This is a messenger RNA of Penicillium maclennaniae, 1842 nucleotides long. RefSeq names its product MICOS complex subunit MIC60. Gene Ontology annotation, biological process: cristae formation. NCBI's taxonomy places the organism in Eukaryota, Fungi, Ascomycota, Eurotiomycetes, Eurotiales, Aspergillaceae. The record is from RefSeq and is a predicted model, not a curated record. Gene Ontology annotation, cellular component: MICOS complex. The coding region runs from base 1 to 1842 and encodes 613 amino acids. The transcript has 5 exons.
AUGCUGCGCUCCUCAAUUGCUCCGGGUCGGCAGCUGCUGUCUGGCCCCGUUCGCCAACGGUUGCCUUCUCAAUGGCUGUCCAAGGCCGGCGCUAGCAGCCGGCUCUCGGGUCAGCGAUUCUUCGCCGACUCCAAGCCUCCUGCGCCUGGUAGCCCCACGCCCGUCACGCCUUCCUCUGAAUCGAGCGUCCCACGUGAGACUGUGCCCAAGCUCGCCGAACAAGAACCCAAGGCUCUCCCGUCUACUUCUGCGGCUGCGCCUCGCAAGAAUGGUCGUUUCCGCCGAUUCCUCUUGUACCUAAUUCUUACUUCCGGCUUCGCCUAUGGCGGUAGCAUCUUCCUAGCCCUCAAGUCCGACAACUUCCACGACUUCUUCACUGAGUAUAUUCCCUACGGCGAGGAAUGCGUACUCUACUUCGAGGAGCGUGACUUCUACCGCCGCUUCCCAAACGCCUCGCGCCACCAAAACCGUAUCACUGCUGCGUCUCGGGACGAGGGCAAGUCCGUCACAAUCCCCAGCAAGAGCGGUCUGUCGUGGAGAGUCUCUGCUGAGCAGUCUGGAAGUGAUGUCUCCAAAAGCGGUCCUCACAUGAGCUCUCAGGCCCACGAGGGCCAGACCAAGACCGAAAGUGCCUCGCCGCAGGACCGCAAUGCGGCUGUCCUCAAGGCUAAGGAAGACAAGGCCACGGACUCAACAGGUCAGAAGGAGGGAAAGCCUGCCCUGAAGAAGGAGGAGAAGCCUGUCUCUCUCGACGAGCCUCGCCAGCCCGCUGUUGCUGUUAGCCACAUCGAGCUGCUCAAGGCGCAGGAGGGUGAUGAGACUGUGGUGCAGGAGCUGGUCAAGACAUUCAACGACAUCGUCUCCGUUAUCAGUGCCGAUGAGAAUGCCGGCAAGUACUCUGCGCCCGUCGCCAAGGCCAAGGAGGAGCUACAGAAGAUUGGCGAGAAGAUCUCCGCCAUUCGUACUGAGGCGGCUAAGGCCGCCCAGGAGGAGAUUACCAAGGCUCACAACACUUUCGACGAAUCGGCUCGGGAACUCAUUCGCCGUUUUGAGGAGAUGCGCAAUGCCGAGGUUGCCCAGUUCCGCGAGGAGUUCGAGGCUGAGCGUGAGAAGCUUGCCCUGGCUUACCAAGAUAAGAUUAAGACCGAGCUUCUCCGUGCCCAGGAGCUCGCUGAGCAGCGCCUGAAGAAUGAACUUGUUGAGCAGGCCAUUGAACUCAACCGCAAAUACGUCCACGAGGUCAAGGAUCUGGUUGAGCGCGAGCGUGAGGGUCGUCUUGGCAAGCUAGAUGAGCUCACCGCCAACAUCACUGAGCUUGAGCAGUUGACUACCGGCUGGAGCAGCGUCAUUGACACCAACCUGAAGACCCAGCAGCUUCAGGUUGCCGUCGAUGCCGUUCGCUCUUCUCUCGAGCGCGCCGAGGUUCCCCGUCCGUUCGUCCGUGAACUUGUUGCCGUUAAGGAGCUGGCUGCCGACGAUCCAGUUGUUGAUGCCGCUAUUGCCUCCAUCAACCCCACUGCUUACCAACGCGGUAUUCCCUCCACAGCCAUGAUCAUGGAGCGGUUCCGCCGUGUUGCCAGCGAGGUUCGCAAGGCUAGCUUGCUGCCCGAGGAUGCUGGUAUCGCAAGCCACGCUGCUAGCCUGAGCAUUCUCCUCCGCACUGAGAAUUUGCUAGAGGAGGGCAACGUCGACGCUGCUGCCCGUGAGAUGAACGGCCUUCAGGGCUGGGCCAAGAUUUUGAGCAAGGAUUGGAUGGCAGAUGUUCGCAGGGUUCUUGAAGUUAAGCAGGCUCUUGAGGUCAUUGAGACCGAAGCCCGCCUCCAGUGCUUGCGGGUUGAGUAA